CUAUUGCUCCCACUGAUACCAAUGAUGGGACACUAUUCCUCCCACUGACACCAAUGAUGGGACACUGUUCCUCCCACUGACACCAAUGAUGGGGUGCUAUUUCUCCCACUGACACCAAUGAUGGGGCACGAUUCCUCACUCUGACACCAAUGAUGGGACACUAUUGCUCCCACUGAUACCAAUGAUACCAUUCCUCCCACUGAUGGGGCACGAUUCUUCCCACUGACACCAAUGAUGGGGCACUAUUUCUCCCACUGACACUGAUGGAGUACUAUUCCUCCCACUGACACUAAUGAUGGGACACUAUUCCUCACACAUUGACACUACUGAUGGGGCACCAUCAUUGGUGUCAGUGGGAGGAAUAGUGUCCCAUCAUUGGUGUCAGUGGGGAAUAGUGCCCCAUCAUUGGUGUCAGAGCGAGGAAUCGUGCCCCAUCCCCAUCAUUGGUGUCAGUGGCGAGGAAUCGUGCCCCAUCAUUAGUGUCAGUGGGAGAAUAGCACCCCAUCAUUGGAAUACCAUACUGAAAUACCAUACCAUAUUGAAAUCAAAUCUGAUG
This is a messenger RNA of Staurois parvus, 556 nucleotides long. Lineage: Eukaryota; Metazoa; Chordata; Amphibia; Anura; Ranidae. The record is from the annotation of a GenBank genome assembly.